UCUGCCUACACAUAUCCCUGCGUAUUCAUCUUAUUGUCGGUUCCUAAAGUUUCUUUCUCUUCCCUUUCAAUCCACGGUUUUAUUUCAAUAUCUCUUCCUCUAUUGAUAUACAUUCAAUUCAUUGCCCCUCUCUCUCUCUUCGCAGGCUUUGUUCAAGGGGGAGAGAGAGGAGAGAUUUUAACGAUCGUUUAACGGUUAGUUUGAACCCCCAACUUUUCUAGGGUUCAACCGCCUAAUUGUACUUGUAAACACGAUUCGAUUUAUUUGAUUAGGUGGCAAUGACGUGUGAAUUGAAUUAUGAGGAUGAGGGUGGGGUUGUGCCGAUGUUGAAUCUGAGGAUUGGGGACACGAAUGGGGACUAUUAUGUCAAAUUGAAGGGAUCGGAGGAGGGUUUUCACGGUGGUGAUGAUGGUGGGGCCGCGUGUUCGUCUUCGGGAAUGAUGAGUAGCAGUAGAUGGUGCUCGCUCUGGUGGUGGGCGAAGCUCGUGUUGUUGUUCUCAUUCUUGGGGGUUUUGGCUGCUGUUUUCCUCAAAUGGGUCGGACCCUUCUUCAUGGAUAAGGAGAUCAUUCCUAUAAUAAAUUGGGAGAAGGCAACAUUUAGCACGCCAGUGCUUGGACUUCUAAUCUUUGUUUCCGUGGCAUUAUUCCCUACCUUCCUUUUACCGUCUUCACCUUCCAUGUGGGUGGCAGGGAUGACUUUCGGUUAUGGGUUUGGAUUUCUACUCAUCAUGGGAGGGGUGGCCAUUGGCAUAUCACUUCCAUAUUUUAUUGGUUCUCUUUUCCAUCAUAAAAUCCAAGGUUGGAUAGAAAGAUAUCCUAAGAAUGCUUCCGCCAUAAGGUUAGCUGGCGAAGGAAAUUGGUUUAAUCAGCUUCGAGCUGUCGCAUUAAUCAGGAUCUCUCCUUUCCCAUACAUUAUAUACAAUUACUGUGCUGUGGCGACCAAUGUUAGGUAUGCUCCAUACUUAUUUGGGUCACUGAUGGGAAUGGUGCCGGAAAUUUUUCUUACUAUAUACACGGGAAUCCUGAUCCAAACAUUGGCUGAUGCUUCACAUGAUCGACAUUCCCUUUCAGCGCCACAGAUAAUUUUCAAUGUUUUUGGGUUUGGCUUAACUGUCAUUACCACGGUGAUAGUUACAACAUAUGCAAAAAGUCGGCUCAAGGAAUUACAGAAGGACGAGGAGCUAUUACUGCAGUAAGCUUUGGUUUUCUUCCCGGUAUGGAUCAAGGCAGGAAAUCACCUGCCACUAAGUCAGGUCAGAAUUGCACAUAUGAUAGGGAAGCAUUGCUGGGCUGGGUGCUAUUUAUUGAUCUGCUCUAAAUACUUGGGAGGUUGAUCUCCAGUUAUUUGGUGUCAGUGGGCAUAAUUUGGAAGGAGGGAGAGAGUCAAGACAAAACAGCUAACAUGGUUGACAUCCAUACUGGACCAGUAUAAAAAGAAGAAUAAUUGUUGAUUAAUGUUCUCUCUCUCUUUCUCUCUCUUACACAAUGUGAACUGGCAUUGUAUGUAAUUAAAAUGGCUGCUUUAAAGGUUGAAUUGGAGCUUUGUGCAAAAAUCCCACAAACU
Ilex paraguariensis (yerba mate) is the source of this 1564-nucleotide messenger RNA. NCBI's taxonomy places the organism in Eukaryota, Viridiplantae, Streptophyta, Magnoliopsida, Aquifoliales, Aquifoliaceae. The record is from the annotation of a GenBank genome assembly.